This is a messenger RNA of Callithrix jacchus (white-tufted-ear marmoset), 1655 nucleotides long. RefSeq lists its product as uncharacterized. Gene Ontology annotation, biological process: acetylcholine receptor signaling pathway. The record is from RefSeq and is a predicted model, not a curated record. Gene Ontology annotation, cellular component: plasma membrane. Gene Ontology annotation, molecular function: acetylcholine receptor inhibitor activity; acetylcholine receptor binding. NCBI's taxonomy places the organism in Eukaryota, Metazoa, Chordata, Mammalia, Primates, Cebidae.
AUGGCGGUGGGGCAGGGGCACUGUGAUAAGUGCCUCCAUUCUGAGGGGCUCCUGCGCUUUGGCUCCCUUCUGCUGCCUGAUUCUGAGCCCGAAACUGGUGAGAGCCGCUCGGAUUCGCACAAGCCCCCGCUUGUUUGCCUGUGUGUUGGGAAGAAGGAGGUUGGAUCGGCAGGGCAGGGAGGGAAGACCUGGGCGGGACCCCUGACCACACCACCGCGAACUGGGCCCCAAACUGUCACUGCCAGGAAGACAGCCAGGCCCUGCCCUCCUCUGGCACUCAGCCCUGUGCCCCACGGGCACUCCUCAGCCCUGCGCCGCUUUGGCAUCCCUCAGGCCCGCGCCCCUCUGGCGCCCCUCAGCCCUGCGCCCCUCGGGCACUCCUCAGCCCUGCGCCCCUGGCGCCCCUCAGCCCCGCGCCCCACGGGCACUCCUCAGCCCCGUGCCCCUCUGGCACUGUGCCCUGCCACUCUGCUUCCUCGAAGGCUCCCAGAGGACACACCCUUCCUGGACAGGGCCGGACUGACCCCGGAAACUCAGAAAGGGCGGAGGCCGAAGGGCCCGCUUUGCAUUCCCCGGGUGGGGGAAGCGAGGGAGGUUCAGUACAAAUGCUUGGGCCCACUGGGGAACAGGCUCCAGAGUCGGGUGCACUGGGGCCAGGCUGCAGCCAGUCAGAGGCCACGGGGUGGGAGCUGCGGGCUGGAGGAGCGCGCUGGGAGCUGGGCCGCGCUGCGGGAGCCGCCCGGAGCCAUGAAAGCGGCCUGUCUCUUCCUGCUGGCGUCCCUGCUGUGCUCCAGGCGGGCCCUGAGCCUGCAGUGCUACAACUGCGCUAACGUCCAGGGAACCAGCCAGUGCCAGACCAGCCAGUGCGUUGGGGUCUGCUUUGCUAGCGACUUGGUCUUCACUGUGAAUGAUGGCGGUGAGAAGAAGAUUACCAUGGGAAUCAAGAGCUGUGCUCCCUCCUGCGAGGACGCCUCAAAGACCCUACAGUCGCUCCGGCCGGAGAGUCUGCCCCAGAUCCCCGGGGGUGUGGGGAACCUUCUGACUUCGGAGGUGAAGAACCUGGCCUGCUGCAACAGGGACCUUUGCAACGGGGCAGCCAGAGCCAGGCGCAGCCUCGGGGCGCUGGCCGGGGGUCUCCUGCUCAGCUUGGGGCCCCUCCUCUUGGCGCUGCUGUGAGGACUGUCCUGUAACUCAGGCACCACGGGCUCCUCCAGGAGCUUGACAGGGGCCUUGCCACGGUAGUGAAUUCCACCCGGCACGCACAGUCGUGUUGGCCUCACACUAGCUCUCUCUUGCGUGCACGCACACUCGCACACACACCGGGUGCCCACGGUGUCCACAGCCUCAGACCCCAGAGUGCUCAGCAAACACGGGCUGUGCUGGAGUUCAUCCCGCUCUGCUGCCCAGCGCAGGCUGGGGAGGGGCAGGCAGUCCAGGCCACUGUGCUGACCCCAGCCGCUCCUGCCACCCACCUGCCCAGUGCCCUGCCACCUGCCAACAAGCGCGCCAAUCACCCAAGAUCCAGAGCCCACAAGACCUGGCUGGACAGAGGCCUCUAGGAGAGCCCGGCGUCCAGCCCCUCCAGCCCAGCUCCUGGCAACGGCACCCGGCACCGCAGGCGAGGACAACAGAAAAUAAACACUUUCCAGCAGCGA